AUGAUUAUUAGUCCUAUCAUCACUUAUGACGCAAUCGUCUGGUGGUCGAGGACUAGAUUGAGCUCUGCAAGGUGUAAUCUUAAUAGACUACAAAGAAUGGUCUGUGUAGCCCUGUCAGGCUGUCUUAGGACCACUCCUACAGCUGCUCUAGAGAGCUUAUUUGGGCUUCUUCCAUUGAACCUAUGCAUUGCAGUUGAAGCUCAGACAGACAGAAAGCGUCUCAUGCACCUUGGUCUAUGGAAAGAGUAUUCCAAAAACUUGUCAUGGGGACAUCUUGUCUCACAAGUGGUGGAUAUACCCUCUUUUAUCAUGCCUAGUGACUACAUGUCACUAAAAGAUGCUUUUCACAAGCCCUUUAAGAUCCAUUUUCCUACUAGAGAAGAAUGGUUUAAUUCUCCUCGGUGGCUUAAAGGCAAAUGUCUAAUAUGGUACACUGAUGGUUCAAAGAUUGGUGCUAAAUCAGGAGCACGGAUCUAUUGCUCCAAUGAUGGUACCAAACUUCACUUUCCCUUGGGAAACUAUGCCACUGUUUUUCAGGCUGAGGUCUAUGCCAUUAUCCUGUGCUGCAAGAUAUGCUUAGAUAAGGGAUAUCAAAACACUACCAUCCGCAUCUGUUCUGACAGUCAGACUGCUCUUCUAUCACUGUCAAGGUACAAAUUCACCUCUUUGUUAGAAUGGGAAUGCUUCACGGUCCUCUGUGACUUAUCCACUCAUAACAAGGUAUCCCUGCAUUGGGUACCUGGACAUAUGGGUAUCGGUGGAAAUGAGCUAGCUGAUGAAGAGGCACGAGCUAGCUCUAAUGCAAUUUUCUGGGGCCCUGGACCUGCACUGGGAAUUUCUCCCACCUCAUUUGGGGCAUCCACUUUCAAGCUCUAUGGCAAAAUUGCCCAUGAGCAAUGGCGCGCUGCUGACGGUCGAGGAGGAAAUCGCGACUGUAGUGUACGUCAAAAAGAGCUUUUAAAGCUUAAUAGAAAUAGUCUACGGAAGAUCAUUGGUCUUCUUACUGGACACUGCAUCCUCAGAAGACACCUAUACAUAAUGGGAAUAGAAUCUAAUUCUCUUUGUCGGGGUUGUCAUCCUGAAGAAGAGACAUCACGACACAUACUCUGCGAUUCUGAGGUCUAUUCUGCUCAAGGAUUUGAGAAUUUAGGGCAACAUUGUGUCAACACCCCGGAACUGCAAGACGUUCCUGUAAAGUGUCUGCUGAAUUUCAUCUCAGCUAUAGGGCUUUCAUGCUAA
This is a messenger RNA of Parasteatoda tepidariorum (common house spider), 1239 nucleotides long. RefSeq lists its product as uncharacterized. The record is from RefSeq and is a predicted model, not a curated record. NCBI's taxonomy places the organism in Eukaryota, Metazoa, Arthropoda, Arachnida, Araneae, Theridiidae. Gene Ontology annotation, molecular function: nucleic acid binding; RNA-DNA hybrid ribonuclease activity.